Molecule: messenger RNA, 1977 nt
Organism: Gryllus bimaculatus (two-spotted cricket)
Lineage: Eukaryota; Metazoa; Arthropoda; Insecta; Orthoptera; Gryllidae
Source: the annotation of a GenBank genome assembly
AUGUAUUCACUUGAAGCGGAGCAGGAGGAGCAGGAGGAGGAGGGGGAUAUGGAAGUGGGGGCGGUGGUUAUGGGGGACAUGGAGGAUACGGUGGAGGGCCAGGCGGAUAUGGAGGCGGCGGAAGCUACGGAGGUCAUGGAGGUGGGGGCGGAGCAGGGGGAGGAUAUGGAGUACACAGCGGAUAUGGAGGAGGUGGCGGAUACGGUGGAGGACCGUAUGGAGGAGGCCCCUACGGCGGCGGAGGCGGCAGCGUCGGGCCCGGAAUCGGGCCAGGGCCAGGGCCCGGAGGCUACGGGGACGGGUUUUAUGGAGGUCCCGGAGGCCAGAGGCCCUUCCACACACGCUGUGACGAAGGGGAUAAUUUUCGACAGCAAUGCAACUUCCACCACUGGAUUCACAAUUAGAAUUAUCUUCCGAGCUGGAAAAAUGAAUUCUAAUAGACCACUGCCCCGCAGCCCGAAAAAUAAUUUUAGUCGUUUAAUUGUUUCAAAUUAUAUACUUCGUGUUCCAGUGGGUGUUCGUCUACGUAUUCGUCGUCAGUUCAUUCGUCGGUUCAUUUCUGUGCCUUCUCUUCCUAUAUGCGAAAGAGAAUGCGCAGAAGCUCGAGAUUUCGUGUGCCGUUCCUUCAAUUACAGAGCUUACGCUGUUCCUUUCGGUGCGGAUCGUGAAAACUGUGAACUCAGUGAUCGAGAUACGAGGGAUUUGGACAUUAAGAAUCCCUCAUAUUUUGAAACAAAUGGCGACUACGAUUUUUACGAAAGGUUUGGUGAGCGCGGCCUCGUUGGAGAAUGUCUUGAUGUAAGCCAAAUUUGCAACGAAGAUGGUAUGGAAUUCACACUUCGAACACCAGAAGGAUUUUAUGGGCGUAUUUACACCUACGGAUACUACGACAGAUGUUUCUUCCGGGGUAACGGCGGUACAGCAAACGUGCUUAGAAUAAGUGGACAGCAAGGAUAUCCAGAUUGCGGAACGCAAAGGUAUGGAGACACCAUGACAAAUAUCGUAGUGGUCCAAUUCAGUGAUUUCGUACAAACGGGCCGAGAUAAACGAUACAAUCUCACAUGUCUUUUCCGAGGCCCCGGAGAAGCUGUAGUAACCUCAGGAUACAUUGGAGCGGGCUCUGGAAGUCCAACGCCGAUUGAAGUUCUGCCAGCAGAAAAUACACUGAGUUCGAGAGUUCGUUUACUCAUUUUGUAUCAGGGUAGACCUACAACAACCAUUGCUGUUGGUGAUCCUCUUACAUUCCGACUUGAAGCUCAAGAUGCCUACAACUAUGCGACUGACAUAUUUGCAACUAACGUCAUAGCAAGAGAUCCGUACUCCGGUAGAUCCGUUCAACUAAUUGACAGAUACGGCUGUCCUGUUGACAACUACGUCUUCCCGGGUCUUGAUAGAGCUCGAUCUGGAGAUGGCCUGGAAGCUCGAUUCAAUGCCUUUAAGAUUCCUGAAUCCAACUUCUUAGUGUUCGAAGCGACGGUACGAACAUGCAGAGAUGGUUGCCAACCAGCAUAUUGUACCGGACAUGCUGGACGUAGUGAACCUUCAUUUGGAAGGAAAAAGAGAGAGACAAACGAAACAGAUUAUGACGACAAACCUGAAAAUUCCGAAAAAUCUCUUAAUGGGACAGAUGAGGAAGAGCAAGUUAGAGAAAUGAUUGAGGUUCUUGAAUCACGCAAGGACCUUCUUCCGGAAGAGAAAAUAGAACCAAUGCCACUUGCUGUAUGUCUUACAGCAAGAGAGUACUAUGGACUUGUUUCAGCAAUUAUAAUCAUUCUUAUAGUGCUUAUAAUAGUUUCUGCUAUCGCUGGUACCUGCUACAGGCGCUACUGGUCCAUGCAUGUAAAGAAUGCUGCAGCGGAUAGCACCGCUCCUCCUCCUCCUGCUGCUACGUCGUAUCCAGGUGCCAGAGGCAAUAACUUCUCAUUCCUAAUGCCAGGAAGCCAGAAAGUAUUCAGUAACAGAUGGAUGUUUGGUUAA